Messenger RNA from Physeter macrocephalus (sperm whale), 2545 nucleotides. It is a transcript of the gene RETREG2, whose product is annotated as reticulophagy regulator family member 2. Lineage: Eukaryota; Metazoa; Chordata; Mammalia; Artiodactyla; Physeteridae. The transcript has 9 exons. The coding region runs from base 32 to 1666 and encodes 544 amino acids. Gene Ontology annotation, cellular component: membrane. The record is from RefSeq and is a predicted model, not a curated record.
CGCGGGCUCGGGCGGCGGCUGCGGCGGGGCUAUGGCGAGUGGCGGUGGCGGUGGCGGUGGCGCUGGUAACACCGGCGCAGGUGGGGGCUCGGGGCUGGGCCUGAGCCUCGGCCUGGGCCUGAGCCUCGGCAUGGGUGAGGCCACCGGCGAGGCGGAGGAGGAGGCUGCCACGGCCGAGGCGGUGGGACGCCUGGCCACGGCUCUGUGGCUGCGGCUCCGCGGCUGGGAGGCGGUGCUAGCGGCAGUGCAGCGGCUGCUGGUGUGGGAGAAGCCGCUGCACAGCCUGGUCACGGCGGCCGCGCUCAACGGCCUCUUCUGGUUGCUGUCUUCCUCCUCCCUACGGCCCUUCUUCCUACUCAGCAUCUCACUUUUGGCCUAUUUUCUGUUGGAUCUCUGGCAGCCUCGCUUCCUCCCUGACAUCUCAGCAUCAUCCCCAGAGGAGCCACACUCUGACAGUGAGGGUGCGGGGUCAGGCGCCCGGCCGCACCUGCUGAGUGUGCCCGAGUUGUGCAGAUACCUGGCUGAGAGCUGGCUCACCUUCCAGAUUCACCUGCAGGAGCUGCUGCAGUACAAGAGGCAGAAUCCAGCUCAGUUCUGUGCUCGCGUCUGCUCUGGCUGUGCUGUGCUGGCUGUGCUGGGACACUAUGUUCCGGGGAUUAUGAUUUCCUACAUUGUCUUGCUGAGUAUCCUGCUGUGGCCCCUGGUGGUUUAUCAUGAACUGAUCCAGAGGAUGUACACUCGUCUGGAGCCCCUGCUCAUGCAGCUCGACUACAGCAUGAAGGCGGAAGCUGAUGCCCUGCAUCACAAACACGACAAGAGGAAGCGGCAGGGGAAGAAUGCACCCCCCGGAGGUGAUGAGCCACUGGCGGAGACAGAGAGUGAGAGCGAGGCAGAACUGGCUGGCUUCUCCCCAGUGGUGGAUGUGAAGAAAACAGCACUGGCUUUGGCCAUUACAGACUCAGAGCUGUCAGAUGAGGAGGCUUCUAUUUUGGAAAGUGGUGGCUUCUCUGUAUCCCGGGCGACGACUCCACAACUAACUGACGUGUCGGAGGAUUUGGACCAGCAGAGCCUGCCAAGUGAGCCAGAGGAGGCCCUGAGUCGGGAGCUAGGGGAGGGAGAGGAGACAGACCUGGCCCCUCCCGAAGACCUGCUGGGCUCCCCUCAGGCCCUCUCAAGGCAAGACUUGGACUUGGAGGAGGAAGAAGAUGUGGCAUCCAAGGAAACCUUGCUUCGGCUCUCAUCCCCCCUUCACUUUGUGAACACGCACUUCAAUGGGGCAGGGUCUCCCACAGAUGGAGUGAUGGUCUCCCCUGGAGGACCAGUGGAGACACUGAGCCCAGAGGCAGUGAGUGGUGAUCUCAUCACUCCACCUAGCGCCCUGUCACCCCUACUUUGCCUUGCUGAAAAUGACCCGGCCCCUUCCCCCUCAGUACUCCCGCCUCUUCCCCAGGACUCACCCCAGCCCCUGCCUGCCCCCGAGGAAGAAGAGGCACUCACCACUGAGGACUUCGAAUUGCUGGAUCAGGGGGAGCUGGAGCAGCUGAAUGCAGAGCUGGGGUUGGGGCCAGAGACAUUCCCAGAGCCCGCUGAUGCUCCACCCCUAGGGCCCAAUACCCCGUCUCUGGUACAGUCAGCCCAAGAGGCUCAGGCCACGGCAGAGCCAUGAACCCCAGGGGAAGGAGUUGCAGGCACAGUAGGGCUUCUUGGCUAGGGAUGUCACUGUUUCCUCCUUUCCCUACUGCCCUGGGGAGGAGCAAUAUGUGGGGAAGCUGGCUAUCAGAUGGAGCCAGUCCGCCCUCCGCCUGCCUGCCUGCCUGCCUGCUAUCCUGGGCCUGGUACAGUACCUGGGAUUGGUUUUAAGCUUGUAAAUAAUUUUACAUUUGGGUUAGUGGAUGUGAACAGGGCUAGGAGAGUCCUUCCCACUUGCUUCCCUGCCUCAACUCUAGUUUCAUUCCACAAUGCCCCAAGCCCUGGUGGUAUGUCCCUUUCUUUUUCCUCCUAUCCUCAGGGACCUGUGCUGCUCUGUCCUCGUGUCCCAUUCGGUUGUUUAGUUCAGGCACUUUAUCAUUUUUCUCUCCUGUCCCUCGCUCCUCUCUGCUUUAUUUCCCUGCUGUGUCCUGUCCUUAGCAGCUCAAUCCCCACUCUUUGCCAGCUCCUCCUUCCCAGCAGGCCCCGGCUAAGCUUUAGGGAGGCUCCUGUCUGGGAGGUGCAGACGAAGCCCCAGGUGGUGGGUCAGGUCAGUAGUUAUAUGCUUAGUCGCUGUAGCCCGUGUAACCUCCACUGCACCCUUGCCCUGGUUCAUCCCAGCCUUUCCCAAUGCAGGAUGGGAGCAGGGAUCCCACAGCACAUGCGCCAGCACUACGUUAGUGAGCAGGAGCUCUGUCUUGUGGGGUGAGGGGCUUUCUUACUAUCUUAGGAAUAAGGAGACCUGCUUCUCUGGGCCAUGGUCCAAGUGUGGUGGGACCCCCUACUAGGGUCAGGAAGUGGACAGUAACAUCUGUGCAGGUGUUGACUGGAACAAUAAAGUAUUGAUGGCUAGAACUGC